AUGCUACUCUCGUCUUCACGACAAUGUUCAUCGAGAUUUCCUUAUCCAACGACUACUACAACAGCUCAGUAUAUCGCUAGUGCCUUCUGGUCAUUCGAUAACAAUGCACUUGAGCUCUAUAAUAGUGGUCUCGAUGGAGCUCUCGCCGGAAGUCCAAGCUAUACAACCAGUGUUUUUGGUUACGGCGCUGCCAUCUAUCUUGCUAGGUCCUCUACUCAAUAUGUUUAUAUCACACCGAAAGUACUACCGUUCGAUUCGCGCAGUUUCACAAUUGAAGCAUGGAUCUAUCCUAUUAGUUUAUCUAGUGGUACUGAGUAUGGCAUAUUUGGUCAAUGUCAAUCGAGCAGCUACGAUUUAUGUUUACAUUUUAUUAUUCGAAGUAGCGUGUUGUAUUGUGGAUUCUUUUCAAAUGACGUAUCUGGUGUAACUACUUUGACAAAUAAUACAUGGUAUCACGUAGCUUGCAUCUAUGAUUCGACCACGCAGACGCAACAAGUCUGGCUUGAUGGUAACCUUGAUAACUCACGUUCUGCCAGUGCCUACAAUGGACUAUGGGGAAUAACAACUAUAGGUGCUACUUUUGAAUCAGGUAAUGCAUCUAGUUUCAAUGGAUAUAUUGACAAUACAAGAUAUGCGGGAAGAGCUAAGAAUUCAACUGAAAUUAGUAAUGACGCUACUCUACAGGUUUACUAUUCGUUUGAUGGUGGUGCACUUACUGACAAUGGUCCCAACGGUAUUAAUGGUACAGCCUAUGGAAGUCCAUCAAGUACAACUGGUCGCGUGAAUGGCGCAUUGCAAUUCAAUACGGGACCCUAUAUAAGCUAUUCAUAUCAUCCAUUUUACUUUUUGGGUGUCAACGGUAAACCACAUACUAUAGCCGUGUGGGUGAAGCCAACAGGAAGCUAUUCGACACAAACAAUUGUUUUCGUAGGAUCAAUAUCUUAUUGGUGUGUUCACUUUUUGGUCAUGCAUUCGAAUGGAAGGUUGUAUGCAAAUAGUUGGAAUGGCGCUGGUGUACCUUUGACUGGUCCCAUUCUGCCAUUAAACACCUGGACACAUAUUGGUUAUACUUAUAGUAGUACCAACGGUGUUCGACUGUACAUUAACGGUAGCUUUUACUCAUCGACAGGUGCCUUUACAUUUAGCGCUGCUGGUCAAUCAGUGCCUAUCGUAUUGGGAGGAGAUAAAAUCGUUCAUUAA
Rotaria sp. Silwood1 is the source of this 1200-nucleotide messenger RNA. NCBI's taxonomy places the organism in Eukaryota, Metazoa, Rotifera, Eurotatoria, Philodinida, Philodinidae. The record is from the annotation of a GenBank genome assembly.